AUGCCUCCCAAGAAGCAGGUUGUGGAGGAGAAGAUUCCUCUGGGCAGGCCCGGGAACAACCUCAAGAGCGGCAUUGUCGGCCUCGCCAACGUCGGCAAAUCCACUCUGUUCCAGGCCAUCACCAAGUGUAACCUGGGCAACCCGGCUAACUUCCCCUAUGCCACCAUCGAACCUGAGGAGGCUCGCGUCAUCGUCCCCGAUGAGCGCUACGACUGGCUCGUGGAGAAGUACAAGCCCAAGUCCCAGGUCCCUGCCAACCUGACGGUCUACGACAUUGCCGGCUUGACCCGCGGCUCCUCCACUGGCGCUGGCCUGGGUAACUCUUUCCUGUCUCACAUCCGCGCCGUCGACGCCAUCUUCCAGGUCGUCCGGUGUUUCGACGAUGCUGAGAUCAUUCACGUCGAGGGUGACGUCAACCCCACCCGUGAUCUGGAUAUCAUCAGCGAGGAGCUGAGACUCAAGGAUAUUGAGUUCGUCGAGAAGGCCCUGGAGAACCAGAAGAAGAAGACCCGCAUGGGCGGCCAAAGUCUGGAGCUCAAGAAGGCCAGGCAGGAGCAGGAAAUCAUCGAGAAGAUUCUCGCCUGGCUGCAAGACGGCAAGGACAUCCGCAAGGGUGACUGGGGUCCCAAGGAGGUCGAGGUUAUCAACCCGCUGUUCCUCCUGACGGCCAAGCCCGUCGUCUACCUGGUCAACCUGUCCGAAAAGGACUUUGUCCGCAAGAAGAACAAGCACCUCCCCAAGAUCGCGGAGUGGAUCAAGGAGAACGCCAGCGGCGACCCGAUCAUCCCCAUCUCCGUCUCAUACGAGGAGCGCCUGACGCGCUUCGAGACGGAGGAGGCCGCCAAGGAGGAGCAGAAGAAUGUCGGCGCCGACUCGUCGCUGCCCAAGAUCAUUCUGCAGAUGCGCAAGGCGCUGCAGCUGGGCAGCUUCUUCACGACGGGUACCGACGAGGUCCGCCAGUGGACCAUCCGCACCGGCACCAAGGCUCCUCAGGCCGCCGGUGUCAUCCACACCGACUUCGAGAAGACGUUCAUCCAGGCCAUCGUCUACAACUUCAACGCGAUCAAGGAGCUCGGCGACGAGUCCGAAGUCAAGGCCAAGGGCAAGAUGAUGACCAAGGGCAAGGACUACGUCGUCGAGGACGGCGAUAUUUUGCUCAUCAAGGCCGGUGCUGCCAAGGGCUGA
This is a messenger RNA of Purpureocillium lilacinum, 1185 nucleotides long. Its product is annotated as Obg-like ATPase. Gene Ontology annotation, cellular component: cytoplasm. The record is from RefSeq and is a predicted model, not a curated record. Lineage: Eukaryota; Fungi; Ascomycota; Sordariomycetes; Hypocreales; Ophiocordycipitaceae. Gene Ontology annotation, molecular function: ATP hydrolysis activity; ATP binding; GTP binding.